AUGUCACCAAGUCAAACAACAACGGCGAGUAAUAGUACCACUGAAAUAGAAAAUUCAAAACUAGCAGCACCAGAGCCAGAACAUUGUCCAGGACCAGAAUCUAUUAAUGCUGGACAAGGAGAUGCAUGUAAAGGAUGUGCUAAUCAAGAAAUAUGUUCAUCACUGGCACUUAAAGGACCUGAUCCUGAUCUUGAAAUAAUUACUCAACGAUUAUCUAAUAUUAAACAUAAAAUUCUUGUAUUGAGUGGGAAAGGAGGAGUUGGAAAAUCCACAUUUACAUCAAUGUUAAGUUGGGCGAUUGCAGCUGAUGAAGAUUUAGAAGUAGGAGCAAUGGAUUUAGAUAUUUGUGGACCUUCAUUACCUAGAAUGUUAGGAGCUAGUGAAAAUGAAUCUGUUCAUCAAUCAAAUUCAGGUUGGGAACCAGUUUAUGUGGCGGAUAAUUUAGGAUUAAUGAGUAUUUCAUUUAUGUUGCCUGAUCCUGAUGUAGCUAUUAUUUGGAGAGGUGCAAAGAAGAAUGGUUUGAUUAAGAAUUUUUUAAAAGAUGUUAAUUGGGGAGAAAGAUUGGAUUAUUUAGUAGUUGAUACCCCUCCUGGAACUUCUGAUGAACAUUUAUCAGUAACUACAUAUAUGAAAGAAGUUGGUAUUGAUGGUGCUUUAAUAGUAACAACACCUCAAGAAGUUGCAUUAUUGGAUGUUCGAAAAGAAAUUGAUUUCUGUAAAAAAGCUGGAAUAAAAAUUUUGGGGUUAGUUGAAAAUAUGUCUGGAUUUGUAUGUCCCAACUGUAAAGGAGAAUCUCAAAUUUUCAAAGCAACUACUGGUGGUGGUAAACAAUUGUGUGAAGAAUUGGGAAUUAAAUUUUUGGGAUCAGUACCUUUGGAUCCAAGAAUUGGCAAAGCUUGUGAUUCAGGUGAAUGUUUCUUUGAUGAUUAUCCUGAUUCUCCAGCUGCCACGGCAAUCUUGGACGUUGUGGAUGCAUUGAGAGAUGAGGUAGAAUUGACCCUGAACCUACAGAAGUUGAGCAUUGAUUAA
This is a messenger RNA of Candida tropicalis MYA-3404, 1029 nucleotides long. RefSeq names its product Mrp/NBP35 family ATP-binding protein. The transcript has a single exon. Gene Ontology annotation, cellular component: cytosol. Gene Ontology annotation, biological process: iron-sulfur cluster assembly. Gene Ontology annotation, molecular function: ATP binding; ATP-dependent FeS chaperone activity; 4 iron, 4 sulfur cluster binding. Bases 1 to 1029 code for a protein of 342 amino acids. Lineage: Eukaryota; Fungi; Ascomycota; Pichiomycetes; Serinales; Debaryomycetaceae. The record is from RefSeq and is a predicted model, not a curated record.